GCGCUCUACGCGAUGAUGCAAUAUCUCGGAACGGCUCAAACAGUCGCCAGCGAAUUCAGAGACGUGCUCGAGUGGAUCGAAACUCAAUCGGAAGAAAUCGUUGCAGUCAUAGCUCGUGCAAACGUCAUCCUAGGCCAGAAUAAUGCUCUGCCAGUAGACCACGCGACUGUCGCACGACUCAGAGAGCUGGUGAGCGUUCUCGAGCAAUGCUACCGUCUUCUUGGUAGAUACAAGCUGCACGUUGUAGAGUGCAGUAGACUAGGACACGAUCCACCAGCACAACUACUUCGUGAACAAAUCGAAGGAGGACGCUGUGACGUCAUGUUGGCCAGACAAUUUAUUGAGGAUUUCCAGGAAAAAGUGAUUGUGAUACAGGAAAUAAAUUUAGAAGUUAAUAGUGUUGAUUGCACUAGAGCCGCAAAAAUGGCUCAAAAAGAAGUCGGAAAAUUGGAAGAUACGGAAAAGCGCAUGCGCAGCAGGAAGAUAGAUAGUCAAGCAUGCAGGGCAGUUGGUCGACUUGGUGCAGUCAUAAUGGGAGCAAUGGUAGUAUUGCCAGCUGUUAGUAUUCCAGUCACGGCUGUAGCUGUAGGUGCAGUGAGUUGGGCAGGUUUGGAAAUAUCAACUCACAAAGUGAUCAAAACGAUUGCCCGUGUUCUUUCAUUGCUGAAAGAGUUGAAAAACUUCUUUGUGUCUUUACACCACGGGAUUCGGCUUUCACAGUCUACCUUUCAUGAGCUCGAUGAGUGGCAUCACCGAGCGAAUGCUGAACUACGUUUGCUGGAUUAUGAUGUACAAGACUCUGACAUUGGUCAAGAGUAUAGAGGUUAUGCAAUUGCAGACAACUUGAGUGAGUUGCUGGAUCUUCUGACUUUAUCUUGAUAUCAUGAUGUUAAGGUGGAUGUACACUAGUGAGGAACCUGUUUGCCCUUUUUGGAAGGGAAUGCUAACUUGUUUGUGUUGUGAGAAUCUAUUUAUUAAAUACAUAUUGUGA
Messenger RNA from Corticium candelabrum, 991 nucleotides. RefSeq lists its product as uncharacterized. The transcript has a single exon. Bases 13 to 879 code for a protein of 288 amino acids. NCBI's taxonomy places the organism in Eukaryota, Metazoa, Porifera, Homoscleromorpha, Homosclerophorida, Plakinidae. The record is from RefSeq and is a predicted model, not a curated record.